AUGAAGGUCGUUCUUUGAAUCCUAUAUAUAUCAUAAGAACUGAUACUGCAGUAUCAGUUAUUUGUUGACUUGAUUCAAGAAAACAACAAAACCAACAUGAACUCCAUGAUUGCCUUCGCUGUUUUGGCUAUUGCCGUUACCGCCUCCGCCUCUCACAUUGGCCUUGGACUAGGUUAUGGUGGUCUUGGCCAUGGAGGAAUCGCAGUAGCUGGUCUUGGAGGUCUUGGAGGACAUGGUGCCGGAGUCAUCAACCCAUGGGCAUUGAGCCCUGUAGGACCUUCUGGUGUCGUCACUGGUGCUGGAGCAUCUGGACCUUCUGGAGUAGUCACUGGUGCAGGAGCUGUUGGACCCUCUGGAGUAGUUAACGGGCACGGAGCUGUAGGACCCACCGGUCCCAAUGGUGCAGGUGCCAUCGCCAUUGCUCCAGCAGCUUUGGGACUCGGUCUUGGACAUGGUUUGGGUCUUGGACAUGGAUUAGGUCUUGGAUAUGGUCAUGGUGGUUUGGGAAUCCAUGGUUGAAUACAUGAAAGACUUUAAUUUAUUUAAAUUAUUCUGUAUAUGGAAAUGGCAAAAUAAAUUAUUUCUAUCACAAAAUAGA
Molecule: messenger RNA, 598 nt
Organism: Leptinotarsa decemlineata (Colorado potato beetle)
Lineage: Eukaryota; Metazoa; Arthropoda; Insecta; Coleoptera; Chrysomelidae
Source: RefSeq, a predicted model, not a curated record